CGCUAAGAGCCAAACACUAAAUGAAAAAUGGAGAACGAGGGAGAGAGGCGUUCUUUCCACAGGAUCAUGUCAGUGGCUUUAAUCCAGCAAAUAAAGGAGCUGGAGGAAGAGCUGGAGAAGCUCAAGUCCCAGCUGAAGGAGAGGAGUGAAGCUGGCAGUCCGUCUUGUAAUGAAAACACAGACUGCAGACCUGAUGGUAACACCAGCAGCAGUAAAAAGGCUAAGAGAGCAGGCAAGGACCGUCCUUUUGACUUCUCGGCCCAUCCCCGGCGCCAUGUGGCCCUGCGGCUGGCAUACCUGGGAUGGGCCUACCAGGGGUUUGCAGUCCAGGAGAACACAGACAACACAGUGGAGGCCAGACUCUUUGAAGCUUUGCUAAAGACACGGCUGAUUCAGGAUCGACAGAGCUCCAACUACCACCGGUGUGGUCGCACUGAUAAAGGAGUCAGUGCCUUUUCCCAAGUCAUAACCAUUGAUUUGCGCUCCACUCAGUUUUGUGAAGGACCGGGCGUCAUACUCCCUGAACAUGUUGAUGUUAGUACCAAGAAUAAAGCUACUGGCUCUGAGCUUCCAUAUGUAAAGAUGCUGAACAGAGUCUUGCCCCAGGACAUUAGGAUCUUGGACUGGGCACCAGUAGCAGAGGGCUUCAGUGCACGCUUUGACUGUCAGUCCCGCACAUACCGGUACUACUUCCCCCGAGGAUCCUUGGAUGUGGCGUUGAUGGCAGAUGCUGCGAAAAGAUAUGAGGGCACUCAUGACUUUCGCAACCUGUGCAAAAUGGAUGUGGGCAACGGAGUCCUACAGUUUGAGAGGACCAUCUUGUCAGCAUCAGUGAAGCCUGUGCAGCCUCAGCACACAGACCAAUAUGACCUCUUCAUAUUUGAGAUUAAAGGACUGGCCUUCCUUUACCACCAGGUGCGAUGCAUGAUGGCACUGCUUCUACUGAUAGGGCAGAAACUGGAAGCCCCAGAGAUAAUUAAUCAGCUCCUGGAUGUUCAUAGUAACCCCAGGAAGCCCCAAUACAGCAUGGCAGUAGACUACCCGCUGGUGCUGUACGACUGCCACUUCAAAGGGUUGAGCUGGAAACAGGAGAAUGAAGAGGUGAGCCAUGUGCUGUCUGCACUACAACAACACUGGACCCAGAGUGCAGUCAAGACCCACGUCCUCCAUGGGAUGAUCCAGGGUUUGGAAGCCAUAGGUGGAGUGUCUUCUGACCACUGCUGGUUAGUAGAGGGCAGCCGGCAGAGAAACUACCGGCCCCUGCUGGAGCGUCCAUGCUGUGAGAGCCUGGAGUCACGGAUAAACCAUUUUGUCAAAAGAGGCAGGCUGGAGCGGGAGGAAGGGGAGAAUGGAGGUGAAAUGGUUCACAGAGGGAAAAGGUCCAAACACAUCCAUGAUUCCCCCAGUGUGCCCAUUUCUUCUGACAUGCCGUCAUCAAAACAAAGUACAGAUAAAAAAGCAGAAGAUUAAUAUUUUCUCACAGGAGCAUGGAAAAUGUUGUAUUUCAGAAAAUAAAAAACAAUAGGUUUACAUUUUUAUGUCAUAAAAAGUGUAUUUACAUGGUCAUUCAUGCAGACAUUUGUUUUGCUUUGAAAUAAAAGCGUUUUUGAGAAAA
Molecule: messenger RNA, 1615 nt
Organism: Micropterus salmoides (largemouth bass)
Lineage: Eukaryota; Metazoa; Chordata; Actinopteri; Centrarchiformes; Centrarchidae
Gene: pus3
Product: pseudouridylate synthase 3
Exons: 7
Coding region: 28-1470 (480 amino acids)
Biological process (GO): tRNA pseudouridine synthesis; mRNA pseudouridine synthesis
Cellular component (GO): nucleus; cytoplasm
Molecular function (GO): RNA binding; pseudouridine synthase activity
Source: RefSeq, a predicted model, not a curated record